AUGGCGAUUCUGUACGGGCUGGUGGCGCGUGGGACGACGGUUCUCGCGGAGUUCAGUGCCGUCACGGGAAAUACCGGCGCUGUGGUCCGCCGGAUACUGGAGAAGCUCUUCGAUACUGAACCAGCCGAGUCGAGGCUGUGCUUCUCGCAGGAUCGGUACAUCUUUCACAUCCUCCGGUCAGAUGGACUUACUUUCCUCUGUAUGGCCAACGAUACCUUCGGACGAAGAAUCCCAUUCUCGUACUUGGAGGAUAUUCGAAUGAGAUUUAUGAAGAAUUAUGGGAGAGUUGCUCAUGCUGCACCUGCUUAUGCUAUGAAUGAUGAAUUCUCGAGAGUGUUGCAUCAACAAAUGGAGUUUUUUUCUAGUAAUCCCAGUGCUGAUACACUCAGCCGUGUCCGAGGAGAAGUUAAUGAGGUACGUACAAUAAUGGUGGAUAACAUUGACAAGAUACUUGAGAGAGGUGACAGGAUUGAGCUUCUUGUUGACAAAACAGCAACCAUGCAAGAUAGUGCCUUUCACUUCAGGAAGCAAUCAAAGCGCCUUCGUCGAGCUCUGUGGAUGAAAAAUGCCAAGCUAUUGGUCGUGCUGACGUUAUUGAUUGUGUUACUUCUGUAUUUCAUAAUUGCGGCUGCAUGUGGAGGCAUUACUUUACCAUCUUGUCGAUCAAAAUAG
Striga hermonthica is the source of this 672-nucleotide messenger RNA. NCBI's taxonomy places the organism in Eukaryota, Viridiplantae, Streptophyta, Magnoliopsida, Lamiales, Orobanchaceae. The record is from the annotation of a GenBank genome assembly.